Talaromyces marneffei is the source of this 2715-nucleotide messenger RNA. RefSeq lists its product as uncharacterized. Gene Ontology annotation, molecular function: protein binding. The record is from RefSeq and is a predicted model, not a curated record. Bases 1 to 2715 code for a protein of 904 amino acids. Lineage: Eukaryota; Fungi; Ascomycota; Eurotiomycetes; Eurotiales; Trichocomaceae. The transcript has 2 exons.
AUGACAGAUACCUCCUUGCUCGCAACAACGCAUUCGACCGGAGAUUCGUAUCCGGUCACUGCUUCUAUUCACUCCCCGGCGCCGAAUGGCGCCAUCUCCGAUUCCGUCCCUCUGGAAGAUGAAGAGCCCUACACCAUCAAGUGCAUAUGUGCCUUUGAGGACGAUGACGGGAACACUGUCUUCUGUGAGAAGUGUGAGACUUGGCAACACAUCGAGUGUUACUACCAUGGCCAGGAGGUACCGGACGAACACUUCUGUACAGACUGUUCACCCUCACCACUGUACUUGGACGGGAAACGAGCCACUGAGCGACAGCGUCGUUUACGGGAGCAAAAUGAUAGCGGUGACCGGAAGGGCAAACGCUCUGGGUCAAAGAGCCACAAGAAAAAACACCACAAGGAAGAAUUGGUCAAUGGACACCACCGUAGUAAUUCGACUUCUAGGGACCAGCUAGGUACUCUUAAGAAGCAAAAGUCUUCUCAUAGACCAUCAGCUUCAGUGAGUUCCGUCAAUGUACCACCCAAGCUGCAACCUGGUCCUCGCAAGCGGUCGGGAUCCAUGACCACCUCGAUGAGUCCAAUGAAAUAUUCCUCCACGUCCCCUCAAAUCCCCCUCUACUCUCACGAAUUUCUGCAUUUGUACGAUAAUGAUCGUGGUUAUGCGAACAUGAAGAGCAAUUUGGUCGACAACCUACACCUAAUAGUUGACAUGGGAAAUUGGGUGAAAGAUCCCGAGGCGCUUUCGCGAACUUCUAAUGGUCGCCAGCCACACGAAGUUUUCACAUUUUCAGACGUUUUAGAUUCUUCCCAAUGGCCGCAAUUAUCGUUGGAUACGCAGGUCGACAAGGAUAUCGAGAUUGAAGGUGUACAUCCUACCUGGAAACUACUGAAAACUCAAACGGCUAUUCACAAGGAUCAGAUCGUCGGCGAGGUUACGGGUAAAAUAGGCGAACUUCGUGAUUAUUGCCUUGAUCCCGCCAAUCAGUGGCCAGAGUUACGGCACCCUCAGCCUUUUGUAUUCUUCCAUCCUCAACUUCCCAUUUACAUUGACUCUCGCGAAGAAGGCUCCAUACUUCGAUACGUCCGCCGUUCAUGUCGCCCUAAUGUCACUAUGAAGACAUAUAUCACCAAUGAGGUUGAGUAUCAUUUUUGUUUCGUCGCCAAUCAGGAUAUACCUGCCGAUUCAGAAAUUACAGCGAUGUGGUAUUAUGACCGCCAAUCCCUUGGAGAUAGCGAUCAGGAAGAAGCCCGAGCAAUCUCCAUGAGCAAUAUUCUAGCUAAUUUCGGUGGAUGUGCCUGUUCACCAACUCAGCCAUGCUUCUUAGCUGCUGUUGAUCGCCGUCGCCACCCAAAUUCGAAACAAGUGAAUGGCAAGCGGAAGAAAGCGAAAUCUAAGUCUGCUGUCUCCCCUACUAGCGUCGGUCGGUCCAAUACGAGUCGCGCGGGUAGCGAGGCAGCUAUCGACGACGAUAACGUUGAUAAUCGAUCAACUUCUGGCUCUUUACGCGGACAGACCCGUAGUCGCGACUUGACCCCAACACAUCCACCGCCUGAAUGGGCCUUGCAAGAUACGGAAUUGUCGGCACGAGAUAGACGCAAAAUCGCAGCCGUGGAAAAGAAAUUCGAACAGCUUGAGCACGAUCAGCACGGACAGCGCAAGAAGAAGCGGGGUAGUGCGACAUCUGGCCAUGCGAAUCUAUCUGCUCCGUUACCUAAGCACUCGAGUGUACCAGCCUCGGGCAAAUCCUUGAAGGUGGACACGGCUACCGGUCGUCCAUUUGAUUCACGACUUACUUCACGCAAAGUAUCUGAUCCCACCAACACUGUCUCGCGAUCUCCCCUCUUCCGUGCUUCCUACGUCGACGAAUCGCAACAAACUCGUCCACCCAAAAUCAAUUUUUCUCCUUUGGGCCGGCGGCUUUUGAAGCGCUGUCUCGAAGACACCGCAAAGACCCAGUGGCCGGUUAAGCGUCAACAGUUGUCUGCAGGUUUAACAGCUGCGGAUGUCGCGCAUUCUCCGUCUUCUGUCACUCCUUCACAACCCUGGGGUUCCGGUGUACGGCCAUCUUCAUCGCAUAGUGAAGAUGUUGAUAUGAAGGAUGGUCCAAGUGAUACAGCCUCUGUCAAAUCUGCAUCGCAUGAAGUCAUGGCAAAACCACCUUUACCAUCGACAGCAGCCCACAAUACACUUGUUCCUGGGAUGUCGCCUCUCAACAGUCGGAUGAACAAUCUUCAUGUUCAGUUACCACCCAAUAAUUUUGCAGUACCUUCCACACCGGGUGCGGCAACCCCUGGAUCACUACAAUCACCGUCGGAUUCUGUCUCGCUGCCAGCCCAGACACCGGGUAGCAGCAUAACAGCUCCAAGCCCCGUCAAGAAGAAGAUGAGUUUGGGUGAUUAUCUGGGUCGUAGAGGAACGAUGGCAACGCCGACCACAGAAAAGACCCAGGCUCAAGCCACUACAUCGACUCUGGCGCCACCGAGCAAACCUACUUCUCAGGCUCAAUCCUCCACCCCACCAUUGUCGACAGAUGGUGAAUCCCAACCGCAAUCACAGUCGCAACCAGCAUCGGGACCCGAGACGAUUAAGAACGAAACCUCACUGACCGACACGGAUGUUACGAUGAAAGAUGUCCCUAGCAAAUCCCCCAUAUCUCCUCCUUAUGUUUCUUCUCUUGGAAUGCAGGAUGACAGCAAAGUCCCGCCAACGACAUGA